GCGCCAUCAUGGUGGGCAGAGGGGCGUCCCGCGUACCGGAGCGGUGGACCGACUACGUCCCGCUGGGGAGGAGGAUGCCGGGCACCCGCUUCAUCGCCUUCAAGGUCCCCUGAAGAAGCUUUGAUCAGAACCUUCAUCCAGAGGAGAGAUUUUCGCCUCGUGACCUCAUUAAGAAAAUCAAAGAGCAGAAGGAAGAACUGGGCCUGAUCAUUGACCUGACGUACACAACUCGCUACUACGGGCCAGAGGAGCUCCCAGCCACACUCUGCUACUCAAAGAUCUUGACAAUGGGACACGAAAUACCAAACAGGCACACCAUUUUUCAAUUCAAAUGCGUUGUAAAAAAGUUUUUGAGAGACAAUAAAGACAACGAUAAACUCAUCGGAGUUCAUUGCACGCAUGGCUUAAACAGAACUGGCUACCUGGUUUGUAGGUACCUCAUUGACGUUGAAGGCAUGGAGCCAAAUACUGCAAUAGAGUUGUUCAACAGGGCUCGAGGGCAUCCUAUAGAGAGAACCAACUAUAUCCAAGAUCUUCAGAAGAGAUCUGUAAAAAAGAACUGUGGACUAAACAAUUUGGGCUCGGGCCCCUUCAAAGAAAAAGCCGGUGAUACGCUGAACACUAAAAAGCAGAUGGCCAAACAUCAUCCGCAUCAUUCGAACCAAUCCCCCUUAGCGGUGCCCAGAAACUCCGGCAGCGCCAAGAAGAACCGUAGGCGAGGCGCCAAGGCGCAGGCACGACACCAGGAGCUGGCGCACGAGCACAGAGCGAUGGAGCAAAGGCGACCGUGCAGUUUGGCAGCGAGGAACUGUUGGGUUUCGUUGCCCGCUAAGGAGCAGCGCAAUGGACUGUGCUUCCCCCCGCAGAGCCCUUACCUCUGCCCACCCCAGGAAACACAAGCGGCCAGGAAACGCAGGCGCCGGCGUAGGAAACCCGUUGUGAUGGCGUAGGGAAUGUUGUAUGCAACGAAAGCCCGUCCAGGGCUGCAUCUUCACCCUGGAGGAGCUCCGAGAUGGGUCUCUUGCCGCUUGAACGAGCGGCUUUGCUGUAACCUCCACCAGCAGUUGGGAACUGCAAAUGCAGGUGUUCUUAAUGUUAACACAGCUCUCUUUUUUUUUUUUUUUAAAUUUUUUCUCAUCCCACCCCUCCUUGGUACUUUUAUAAAUCUCACCGAAAUUUUUUUAAUCCUGUGUCCUACCGGAGUCAUAGCUCCGCUCCUUGAGGGAUGCGGAGAAUAAACGUGGACCCAAACGGAGCUGGUAUAAUCCUAAAGAAACAUCCUCAGGAGCAUCCCUUUAACCUUCAACAAAAAGGGCUUUUUCUUGAUUUCCUCAAUACAUAACAAGAAAUAAGAUUUGGCCUGAAACUAGAUGAUUUUUUUCUUUUUCUUUUCACCCACUUUUGCUGAAGUAAAUUUCUGUGGUGCGUAAAGCUCGA
Gymnogyps californianus (California condor) is the source of this 1437-nucleotide messenger RNA. It is a transcript of the gene DUSP11, whose product is annotated as dual specificity phosphatase 11. Gene Ontology annotation, biological process: protein dephosphorylation. The transcript is spliced from 9 exons. Gene Ontology annotation, molecular function: polynucleotide 5'-phosphatase activity; protein tyrosine/serine/threonine phosphatase activity. Lineage: Eukaryota; Metazoa; Chordata; Aves; Accipitriformes; Cathartidae. The record is from RefSeq and is a predicted model, not a curated record.